CUACAUCAAUGAUACUUUUAUAAAGCCCAGGGAACCAUGAUAUACAUCAAUUAACUGCCCUCUACUAUCCACCUAAUUCAAUCCAUCAACACCAACCCCGCAAUCCCAACGCAUCAUGCCGAAACUCGAAACCCUCUGGGCCACCAUCGUGACGACCUACAGCCCUACAACAAUAGAAUUCACAGGAACCCUCCUAAUCCAAAUCCUCACCUUCUGGCUCCCCUCCCUAAUCUACCUGGCCCUACCCACUGUAUUUCCCACCUGGUCAAGCCAGCACAAAAUCCAACCGGCCCCAAAACAACCCACCAAAAAAGAAAUCCACCACUGCCUAAAGAUCGUCCUCCGCAACCAACUCAUAACCACAACCCUCCACCUAAUCCAACUAAAGCUCCUAAACAACAACACCUCCUCCUAUACCCUCACCCCAACCUUCCCAAGUCUCCCAAUCCUAGCCCGCGACUUCAUCCUCAGCCUGCUCGCCCGCGAAGCCCUCUUUUACUACGCGCACCGCUUCCUCCACCGGCCCUUCUUCUACGUCCGCAUCCACAAACAGCACCACAAGUUCACGGCCCCCAUUGCUCUCGCCGCGCAGUUCGCUCACCCCAUCGAACAGAUCUUCGCUAAUGCGCUGCCUAUUUCCCUGCCGCCGCAGUUGUUGGGUAGUCAUGUGUUAACUUUUUGGGUGUUUUUGGGGUAUGAGUUGUUUGUGACGGCGACUGUGCAUAGUGGGUUUGAUUUCUUCGGUGGGAAGGCGAAGAUGCAUGAUUUGCAUCAUGAGAAGUUUAAUUUGAAUUAUGGGAGUAUUGGGUUGUUGGAUUGGGUGCAUGGGACUGAUCGAUUGGAGAAGAGGAGGGCUUAA
Messenger RNA from Aspergillus pseudotamarii, 859 nucleotides. RefSeq names its product sterol desaturase family protein. The transcript has a single exon. The coding region runs from base 116 to 859 and encodes 247 amino acids. Lineage: Eukaryota; Fungi; Ascomycota; Eurotiomycetes; Eurotiales; Aspergillaceae. The record is from RefSeq and is a predicted model, not a curated record. Gene Ontology annotation, molecular function: iron ion binding; C-4 methylsterol oxidase activity. Gene Ontology annotation, biological process: ergosterol biosynthetic process.